CCAGUCUGCUGUGAUAGGGCUUGCAUGGUAAAAUUCUCCCCAGCCUUGCCCGACCGAUGCAGCUCGACUUCGUCGUUGCCCUCGCCCUCGCCGUGACGUUCUUCGGCGUCGCCGCGAAGCCAGCAGCAGCCGCCUGCCUCCUCGCAUUUCUCUACGCGCUGGGCGUCUUCCUGCUUAGCGCCGUCUCGGGCGAGGCCGGCGCCAGGCGGGCCGCGGUCGCCGUCGUGGCCACGGGCUCGUUGCUGUACCUCUCUCGUGUGGCGCCGGCCGCAGUUGGGCACGAGGCCCUGCUGGGCGCCGCGGGUGGGCUCGCCUGCCUCGCGACCCACCGCCUGCUCGUCCGCAUCCCUCUGCCUCCGCUUCCGCCACUCACUGGCCGUACAGUCGUGGUGACGGGCAGCUCCGCCGGCCUCGGGCUCGCGACGGCGGAGCAGCUGCUGGAGCGCGGCGCGACAGUCAUCUUUGCCUGCCGCAGCGAGGCCCGAGGCCGCGCCGCGUGCCGCGCCGCCUGCAGCGCCUCGGGUGCGCCGCCCGAACGCGCGCUCUUCCUCGCUCUCGACCUGGAGAGCUGCGCCUCCGUGCGAGCCUUCGCCGCGCAGCUCCUCGCUACCGGCGGGAGGUGCGACGCGCUCAUCUGCAACGCGGGGGCGAUGCACCCAGAGAGGCGUGUGACGCGCGACGGCUGGGAAGCCAACCUCGCCUGCCACGCCCUCGGCCACCACCUCCUCGCCCGCCUGCUGCUGCCGCUGCUGCGCCGCUCGCGAGGCCGCGUCGUCUCGGUCGCCUCCUGUCUGCACCACUACGGAGACCCCGCCACCUUGCUCGCCGACCCGAUGAGCGAGGCCUCCUACUCGCUCUUCCCCGCGUACGCGCGCUCAAAGCUCGCGCAGGUCGCCCUGACGGCGGAGCUGCAGCGGCGCGAGGGCGCGAGCGGCGUGGUGUGUGUGAGCUUGCACCCGGCCAACGCACUCACCGACGUCACUCGCAACUUCCCCGCGCCCGUCCGGUUGCUCUACGCCGUCGCCUCGCCCCUCUUCCGCUUCCUCCAGCCGCCCCUCGCCGACGGGGCCGCGACGACCGUCUUCGCCGCCGGCAGCGACAACGUCUCAUCGCUGCGCGGCGCCUACCUCGAGCGGUGCGCGCCCGUCGCGUGCGCGCCCGCCGCCCGCGACGAGGCGUUUGGCCGCCGCGUCUGGGAGAUGGCGGAGGGGCAUCUCUCCCCUUGGCUGGCGCCGCUGGGACCGAGUCAGUGAGUGCCGGCGGCCCUCGCUGGCAAUUUUGGGAGAGUGUGCCACCUGAGGCUGUCAGUGAGCGACUAUAACGCCUUACACUCUCGAGACUAUAGAGCGCGCGCUCAAACGCCAUACGUAGUCGUAAAAGGUAAGGUAAGGUAA
This is a messenger RNA of Emiliania huxleyi CCMP1516, 1394 nucleotides long. RefSeq lists its product as hypothetical. The record is from RefSeq and is a predicted model, not a curated record. Lineage: Eukaryota; Haptophyta; Isochrysidales; Noelaerhabdaceae. Bases 57 to 1253 code for a protein of 398 amino acids. The transcript has 7 exons.